CUCGCACUAAAUACUUGGGUUUUCUCCCUCCACCUUGCCUUCCUUUUUGCUGCACCUUCCUCUCUCUCUCUCUCUCUCUCCAGCUAAGGGUUUGGUUAUGCCUCUCCACGCUUUUCCUUUGAUUUGCUCUCAGCCGAUAGGAGAAGUCUCAACACUCUCAUUUUUGUAAUUUCGUCACUGCAGUUGCUUGGAUUCUGGAAAAACUGAUCAGAUCUGCUUCUGCUUCUGCCGCUGGAAAGAGGGCUCAGCCGAGGGCAAAAGAUACUGACUCCUCUGAGCAAAUCCCCCGCCAGAUCUCAGAGAGUCGGGUAAUGGCAUCAUCAAGUUCUUCCUCCAACUCUCCUUGUGCUGCCUGCAAGUUCUUGAGGAGGAAGUGCAUGCCGGGCUGCAUCUUUGCACCCUACUUUCCCCCGGAGGAGCCGCAGAAGUUUGCCAAUGUCCACAAGGUAUUUGGGGCCAGCAACGUGACCAAGCUCCUCAACGAGCUGCUCCCUCACCAGCGGGAGGACGCCGUCAACUCUCUGGCCUACGAGGCGGAAGCCCGGGUUAAGGACCCCGUCUACGGCUGCGUCGGCGCUAUCUCCGUGCUCCAACGCCAGGUCCAGAGGCUCCAGAAAGAGCUCGAUGCUGCCAAUGCCGAACUCCUCCGUUAUGCCUGCAACGAGAUCCCCAUGGGGUUAACCGUUCCGCCAACUAUGGCGUCGCCGAUGAUGGACUACCCAAGAAUCGAGUACUGCAGGAGGACUGGCAUUAAUGGAGGAAGUCCAUUAUGCCCGGCUCCUGCAUUGGCACUGCCCAGCCUUCCUCCGUGGUCUGGAAACGACUUUCCAGGAGAUCAUGAAAACAGCAAUCCUGUGGCGAUGCAGAUCACAGCAUGUGAACUCCAAAACGAUCACAAAGCAACCAACCUAAGCUCUUUACGGGAACUUGCUACAUAUGUAAAUGCAGCCGUCAUCUUCUUCCGAAUAUUAUUAGGUGGCUGGAAUGGGUUUGGAUUUCGGGCGAGGGAAGUUGGCAGUGAAACCGAGGAUCGUUCCCACAUGUUGAAUCACACUGUGUUCCCCAUCUCAGCAUAUGAAGGACGACAAAGGUGACAUCCCUCGUAAUGGUAAAAAUCAUUCUCGAUUAUCAUAAGAAUUUUAUGAUAUAUUGCUUGGUCUCAUUUCUGAAACAUUUUCUUGUCGAUCGGUCAUGUUAUGCUACGCACGCAUAGGAUUCAUUCAUGUGCACGACGAGUCUGGUGUGUGCCUUUGUCGAGUAUGAAUGAAAUAGGAUUUUGAAUUG
Molecule: messenger RNA, 1284 nt
Organism: Musa acuminata AAA Group (dessert banana)
Lineage: Eukaryota; Viridiplantae; Streptophyta; Magnoliopsida; Zingiberales; Musaceae
Product: LOB domain-containing protein 25-like
Exons: 3
Coding region: 312-1094 (260 amino acids)
Source: RefSeq, a predicted model, not a curated record